GCGGAUCGCAGGCGGGAGGAGGCGCGAGAAGUGGCGUGCGCUCUCUCUUCUUCCACGGCAUGUCAGCCGCGGAGAGGGAGCUCGGGCAGCGAGCGACUCCAGGCCAACAGCUCUAGGAGCGGCGAAGUGGGGGGUUGGGUUAUAUGCUGCCAUCGCCGGAACAGCUCGUCUGUUGCUGGGCGCGCAGAGACAAUAGCAAGGUGAGGCGAAAGGCGAGGACGGAGAGCAUCAGGCACAGGCGUUUCCAGUCCGUGUCUACGAUGGCGGCGAUGGUGGUCCCGCUGUUGCUGGGGCUUCUCCACCUUGCCGUUGCUGGACUUGCUCAAAGUCCACCACCUGGUACGGUACAGAUCGAAAGCUUCACCUAUUCUGGCUCUGGCUGCCCUCCUGGAAGUGUCUCCUUCGAUGAACCGAUGCUCACUGUCAUUUUCAGCUCGGACGCCCCAGAAGGUCGACGCCACCGGCGGAAAAACUGCCAACUGGAAUUCCGCCUGAGCUAUCCUACUGGGUUCGUGUUUACUCUGGAGAGAGUGACAUUCCGAGGGUACGCCCAGUUCGAGCAAGGCGCCAAGGCCUCACUGGCUACCGAGUACUCCUUGUCCGGUAUUCCAGAGAGCGUCAGAGUCGUGCGCAACCUGCCUCCUCCCGUGGAAGGCAACUUUGAGUUCACCGAGCAGUUCAACACCUUUAUCUAUCCACCGUGUAGCAGUGAUUCGGUGCUGUUCAUUAUAAAGUUCCAGGCAAGAGUGCCUCCACCCCCGAGCUCGAUCACCGAUGUCAGCCUUCAAUUUGUUCUGCGCUGGAAGAAGUGCUAAGGGCAUACUCGUACCGAAGCGUUUCUGGAGCAUCUGACGGCAAAUGCAGCGGGAUCCAGUUCAGAAAAAGCCGUAGUGUGAGCAUGCCCUAAGCUGAUUUACCCAGGCGUCAACAACAGGGAGGGCGGUCGUUCGACAUCCGCAAGCCACUUUGAGAGAAGCAGAAUAAGCGACCGGGAGGGGAUGAACUUGCAGAUGAGUGGAUGAAUCUAUCUAUCGGUCAGCAGCUGCAUUGUCAGGGGCGCGCGGUCAGCUAAGAACUGCCUGCCGACAUCACUCACACAGUUGAUCGGACGUGUGUGAGUGUCCGAGAGCACUUUGCUGAUGGAGCUCAAUGGGAAGCCUAGCCAGUUGUGGAACUGGUCAGUCAACGAUCAUURUAAUUAUAUAUAGAGUACGUACUCAAUGUCUGGCAGGCGAGCGAGUUUCCACGUCAUGUAAUUUCUACGCCUGGAAAAGAAUAUGCUGGCAUGUAGCACUUCCGGUGGUGGGGAAGACCCCAAGCCGAGCGCGAGAACUGUUGCGUAAAGAUGAAGCAGCUGGCCGUAACGAACAACAAGGCAGGCUACUUAGCGCUCUCUCUCUCUCUCUCUCUCUCUCUCUCUCUCUCUCUCUCUCUCUCUCUCUCUCUGUUUUUUUUGUUCGCUAGCUCGCUUGCUCCAUGUGUUAGUGUGUGACACACAUCUUCAGAGACAGUGCGGGUAGACACCCACAGCAGGCGCUCAGGGUUGCAGCUGAAUUUCGCAGUUCAAUUCAGAGGGGGUAUCUCGACCGCGGAGGCACGAAGUGGGAUAUUAUUAGAGUGAAACGGAUCUCUUCUCGUAAAGAAGAAUCGUCUUUUCCAAUGAAUUCCUGCCUGUGUG
Messenger RNA from Chara braunii, 1678 nucleotides. The record is from the annotation of a GenBank genome assembly. NCBI's taxonomy places the organism in Eukaryota, Viridiplantae, Streptophyta, Charophyceae, Charales, Characeae.